GAAAAUAGUUUAACUGGGUCACUCGCGAUACUAGACGUAAAGAAAACACGUUUUUUGUUUACUAUAAUAACUUUAAACGUUUCAGUGUCAUUAUUUGGUUCUAACUAGACAAGCUUAUAUAAGAAGCAUGCAAACGCAUUCAAUUGUUUAAAGUGAAGAGAACAACGUUUAGAAAUCGAAGAAUAAAACGAAUUUGACGAUUCUUAAAAAGAAAAAAUCCGAAGAGAAAAAUAAUGAUGUCUUCUAACAAAACACGAAUCCCAUUGACUGUGUUAUUUCUCUUGGUUGGUGCUGCCUCAAUUCAUGUAUCAGCUAAAGCUACAGAGGCAAAUGAGGAAGAAGAAAUAGACCCAAAAUCUCUCCAACAAGCAGCAAGUUUAUUGGAGAUGAGGAAUUAUCUCAGUCAAGCUAGUAACACGGAUAUCGUCUUUCUUGUUGACGUCAGCUACAACACGACAGAGUAUUUAAAACCCUUGGCAAUGUUGGGUAACUUAUCAAUUGCUUGUCUGAAAAACAUGCGUAAUGAAAAAAAUAAAUUAGCUCUUGUUACCUUUGCAAAUUCAUCAAAGCUGGAAUAUGGAUUUCAUGAGUGCUUUGAAGAGGAGUGUCUAGAAAAUGUUUCAGGCACGGUUCAGGAAAGAAUUGAAAGCAGAAAAAUUGGUCAAGGAUUGAGAUACGCAAAGCGUUUGCUAAAAAUUGAAAAACAAAAUUUUGAGAAACAAAACGGUUCAAAGUACUCCAGAAAACAAUGCGUUGUGUUGGUCACAUUCGGAGUUGACCUGAACGAAAAAAAAUUUCCAGUCGCGUCAAGACUGUUAGCUAAUAAUAUCGACAUCAUUGUUAUCGGACUUGGUGAAAACGCCGCUAAAAAUGAAGCGACUUUAAAUGGCAUUGCGAAACCAAAGGAAAAGGCGAAAGGAAAAGGUUUUAUUUUGGUAACAGAACAUGUUGGCUACGUAUUCAGUCUACUUGAAAAUGCUAUCAAAUUUACUUGUUUUUGGUCAUUUUCGGAAGAUUUCGACUUCUUCGGAUAGGCACAGACAAGAUCAUUGUACACGUUGUAUUAUAAACAUUAUUAUUUGUUUGUUUGUGUAUUUUGUUUAUUUAUAAUUUUCUUUUCUUUCAUUCUUAUUCUGAAAGUUCGCCAAACAUAUUAAUGUUGUUGCAAUAUCGAAUUCGGAUUUCUUUUGUUUCUGAAGUUGUUUGUUUUUUCAACCAAACCAUUGAGUAAGCUCGCUGAAAACAUGUUCUGUUUGUUAACCAAUUGUGCUUGUUUGUUUAAAGUUUUUAAUCUAAACCACAGAAUUAUAAUAACUUUUUGAUAUCGAAUGCUUUUAUAGGUCACGAUAAUUUUCUUAAAUAUAUAUUUAACUGUUUUA
Hydractinia symbiolongicarpus is the source of this 1379-nucleotide messenger RNA. RefSeq lists its product as uncharacterized. The transcript is spliced from 4 exons. NCBI's taxonomy places the organism in Eukaryota, Metazoa, Cnidaria, Hydrozoa, Anthoathecata, Hydractiniidae. Bases 234 to 1034 code for a protein of 266 amino acids. The record is from RefSeq and is a predicted model, not a curated record.